Messenger RNA from Kazachstania africana CBS 2517, 792 nucleotides. RefSeq names its product 3-oxoacyl-[acyl-carrier-protein] reductase (NADPH) (gene OAR1). Bases 1 to 792 code for a protein of 263 amino acids. Gene Ontology annotation, molecular function: oxidoreductase activity, acting on the CH-OH group of donors, NAD or NADP as acceptor. Lineage: Eukaryota; Fungi; Ascomycota; Saccharomycetes; Saccharomycetales; Saccharomycetaceae. The transcript has a single exon. The record is from RefSeq and is a predicted model, not a curated record.
AUGUUCCCCGUUGCUGUUGUCACUGGUGCUACAAGAGGUAUAGGGAGGGCAAUUGUGCAGAAUUUGUCAGCCCAUGGUAUAAGUUGUGUUGCUAUUGGAUCCUCUCUCGAAUCUGUGAUGAGGCUAAGAUCAGAUUUGAAGUUUACAUCUCCUCAUCAAAUGCACAGAACAUUAGCUAUCGAUCUAUGCAAUUGGCCCCAAUGGACGGAAUGCAAAAGAUUCCCAGGACUGAGUUUUUCCAGCGAUGGAUUGAUGAAACAAGGCGAGUACCCUAUCUUUGAUAGUGGCUCAAAAUAUUACAUCGAUCUACUAGUAAAUUGUGCGGGAAGAACACAAACUUCACUGGGUCUGAAAACAUCCCCCACACAGAUGAAAGAAUUAAUGAAUUUGAAUUUUCUGAGCUGUGUCAGUCUAAUCAACUUGAGUACGAGACAUAUGAUAAGGACCGUACAUAGAAAUGCAUCAACAACGACACCUUGUAUAAUCAGUAUAUCUUCAAUACUUGAAAACGUAGCAAUCCCCGGCACAACAAUCUACUCUGCAUCGAAAGCUGCAUUAUCGCAAUACACAAAGGUGCUAGCACAAGAAACAGCCACGUGGGGGAUCCGAGCAGUGGCUCUGCCCCUGGGACUAGUGAGAGAGACAGAUAUGAUCCAAGACCUAGAUACAAGCAUCGUCGAUGCCCUAAAGAAUUUACCAUCGCAGACCCCAAAGCAAGUCGCAGACACCGUUUGGUCAAUUUACCACAGAGAAGGAACUGAUCGUGCCAAAUUACAUGAAAAUUUUCCUUGA